This is a messenger RNA of Ordospora pajunii, 1125 nucleotides long. Its product is annotated as putative PIG-V mannosyl transferase. The record is from RefSeq and is a predicted model, not a curated record. Bases 1 to 1125 code for a protein of 374 amino acids. The transcript has a single exon. Gene Ontology annotation, molecular function: GPI mannosyltransferase activity; alpha-1,6-mannosyltransferase activity. NCBI's taxonomy places the organism in Eukaryota, Fungi, Microsporidia, Ordosporidae. Gene Ontology annotation, biological process: GPI anchor biosynthetic process. Gene Ontology annotation, cellular component: endoplasmic reticulum membrane; mannosyltransferase complex.
AUGUUUAUUGAUAAGGACCUGAAAGACGUACUAAUGCUGGCCUGCAUUUCUCGUGUAUUCUACAUAUCGAUUUCAUGCGUCGCAUCCAUUUUGAUUCCUCCGUUCGACAAGUCCACGGAACUUGUUCAGACAAACUCUUGCAUGAAGUUUUUGCUAUCAUGGGAUGCUGUCCAUUUCCUCGAAAUAAUGAAAAAUGGCUAUGCAAAGAUACACGAAACUGCAUUCUUUCCAUUCCUUCCAUAUGUGUCGCGUGCAGUUAAUAAAGUGCUCAGGAUAGAACCAUACACUACUGGCGUGCUUGUUUCCUGCAUUGCAACCAUCUUGAGUUCAGGCGUGCUAUAUAAGAUAACACUCAAACGAUACGGCUCAACCAUUGCAAAAAUUAGCGUUGUUUUGUUCAUCUUCAAUCCUGCAUCAAUUGUGUAUACAGCAAUGUAUUCAGAAUCGUUGUUUAUGCUAGCUUUUGUUCUUGGAAUGCACUUUCUGGAAGAAAACAAUGCAUUUCAUGGAACCGCAAUGCUUUCAUUAUGCGGGUUGUGUAGGUCAAAUGCAGUUUUGUUUGCUCCGUUUGUAUUAUUUCCCUUGGAUAGAUUUUCUAUAAUGAGAACUGCAUUCUUUCUACUUCCAUUGGCUACAUUCCAGUACUACUCGCUUCUCAUUAUCAACAAGGCAAAGAAUACAUAUAGAAUAUUUGUGCCGUAUUCGUAUGUCCAAAAAACGUAUUGGGAGCAGGGGCUGUUCAAAUUCUUCACUAGCAACAACAUUCCAAACAUUAUUCUUGGAACUCCAUUCUUGGCAAUUUCAACAUAUAUACUCUUUGAGUACUGGAAUGGCAGGCUAGAUGCCAACAAAAGUGCCGCUAGGCUUCAUAAUAAUAGUGUGUAUGCACGCAACACUCGGCUUCUGGCCAUUAUACUCUUUGCACAGACACUGAUCGCUGUAUUUCUAAUUCAUUGGAACAUGUAUUUUAGGUUCAUUUCGUUCAAUCCACUGCUGUACUGGAUUCUGGCUGAAAAGUACAACACAAUGCAGAGCAAAAUACUACGGAGACUACUGUUCAGGUUCUUUUUUGGAUUCGGGCUUAUCUACGCACUUCUUUUUGGAUGCUUUUAUCCACCAGCUUAA